This is a messenger RNA of Pocillopora damicornis (cauliflower coral), 1399 nucleotides long. RefSeq names its product mediator of RNA polymerase II transcription subunit 8-B. Gene Ontology annotation, biological process: regulation of transcription by RNA polymerase II. Gene Ontology annotation, cellular component: core mediator complex; mediator complex. Lineage: Eukaryota; Metazoa; Cnidaria; Anthozoa; Scleractinia; Pocilloporidae. Gene Ontology annotation, molecular function: transcription coregulator activity; RNA polymerase II cis-regulatory region sequence-specific DNA binding. The record is from RefSeq and is a predicted model, not a curated record.
GUCAUGGCAGACAUCAAAUCAUCGGAGAGUUUAUCGUAGAGGCCUUUUUUCUGAAAACGACUGUGCGAAAGUUCGCGAAAAUGCAGGACGAGAAGCUAUUAGAAGUUUCUCUGGAAGCAGUAUCCAGCAGAGUCCAAGAAUUAAAGGAAGCAAUUCAAGCCUUCCUGAUGAAACUGGAGCACGAGCAAAUGAACUGGCCCUCGGUUUUGGAUAACUAUGCUCUCUUAUCAGGUCAAGUAAAUACAUUGACAAAACUCCUGAAGAAUGACAAAACUCCCCCCUUUCGAAACCUGGUGCUCCUGCCUGUAUUAGUACAACAAGAAACAGACCCAGAUAUACAGAAAGCAAGCGAAGGUCGUAUACAUGCAUUUGACCAUGAAGUUGUCCCAGACUAUCUGCGAACAAAGUAUGCUCCUGAGAUAGAGGAGUCUGAACAGAAGGUGGAAACAAUGGCAACAAACAUCCCACCAGAUGAAGCUCAGAAGCAGAAAGACACACUGAAUGAACUUGCUGAAAAUCUUUUUAAUCUUAUAUCAAGUGCAAGAGAGGACUGGGAGGGAGAGCAAAGUGCAGCAUCAAGAAGCUCAUCUGUUGUUAAUCCUGACCUCAACAGUCUUGUUUCCGCGGUUACAUUUGGAAGAGGUCUAAAACCAGCAAAAGUUACCAAGGGUCGAGGCUCUAAGUCUGAUAAAGCACAAAGUAGCUGGAUGAGUGACAAAUCUACAAAUAAAGCUCCAAGCUCUGUUAAAACAGACACUAAGGCAGCUGCCAGUGUUCACCCAUACUCUAUGCCUAACAGAACAACCAGCAGGACAGGACCAUGAUGUUUGAGAUCUGAUAUUGUUAUACCCAUAUAAUGUAUAGUGUACCAGUAUUGGACUGUCAUGGCAUCCAGUGUGAUGCUACCUUUCUUUGCAACAGUAUUGGACUGUCAUUGUCAAAUACAACACCAAUAGAUCAAUCAUCAGAACAAUAAUGUACCAUCAAGGUUUCAGGAGUUUAAUGCGGCAUGAUCGACUUACAACCUUUGUCAAAAGAAAUGCAAAAUUUUGGCAUUCAGAAAUUCUGCCCCUUCCUAGCCUUACAUUUUCCCCUACCCUCACAAUGUGAAUGAAGCAUUUUCCAACAAGACCUGUCAGGGACGUUUUCAAAUGCAGCAAAACUGGGAAUUGUUAAUGAGAUUAUCACAUGAUCACAGUAUCAUGCACUUAAGAACAAAACUUGUUCAGUGUGGAGAGAAUUGGCCCUCUUCCUCGAGGCCCAGCACUAAUGAUUACUGUAAAAAAAAAAGGCUUUAAUGCUCUGUAAGCCCCUCUUCCAGAGCCGUACGUAGUACCUAUCUGACUAGCUGAAAUGACAUAACAAUUGCAAGUAAAAAGUAAUUUGAUUUUAUCAUGCA